AUGAUAAAAAUAAAACCCGGUGGAGAGCUGUUAAAUUACUAAUUCUUAUAGGUAAUUCUUGUUUUAUAUUUUGAAGGUUCCACAAUGUAAUAACUGUGGUACUUAUAUUAGCAAUCUUACUAUAAUAAAAAAAGAUCAAUGGCAAUGCUAAAUUUGCAAACGAUUGUUAAAAUUACCAGUUUGGUAUAAGCAAUAACCUAUUUAAUUUGAUAACUUUGAGAUUGGAUUAAUACAUCCAACUUUUAGUAGAAAAGCUCUUUUUUUAAUUGACGUGACUUCUUUAGUUUUAUGUCGUAUGAUUAUUCCAUUAAUAGAGUCAUCUCUUAAUUAAUUUGAUGAAGUAAUAUUUAUUUAUUUACAUUAAGAUUGCUUUGAUUCCUUGUACUCCACAUCCUACUAUUAUACAAUUUAUCAAUAAUAAGGUCAAUAUCAUAACACUUACUUCAACUGAUCAAGAAUGUAAAUUAGAACUUUUCUAUAAUUGUUAAACUUAAUUCCAAAAAAUUAGACGUAUUUGUAGAAUUAUUGAAUCUCUUGCUUAAUAUAAUCAUAAUGCAAAUGUUUUAAAAUCUAAUUAUCCUAUUGAGAUAGCUUAAUCAUUUUUAAAUAGAUUAUUAGAAUAUUAAUCAAUUAAAAUUAUACAUUUCUCUUGGAUACAUUAAUUUAUUAAACCAGAAUCUAAACCUCAAAUUGAUAUAAAAAUUGGAAAAAAUCAUUAUCAUUUAUUUAUUAUUCAAUAAUCUUCUUGUGAUAUUUACAAUUAUUAUUCUGAAAUUGUUAGAAAUCUUCAUGGAAAAUGUUAUGUGUAUAAUGAUGAAGAUUGUAAUAUAUAUAUUUUAUAAAUUUAUAGUGGACACUUUCUACAAUGAAGUAGAAACAUUUUUCUAAAGUUAAUUUUGUUGGGAAGCAUAAAUUUAGAUUAAUUUACCUUAAGGUUGGAAAGUUUAGAAAUUCUAAAAUUUAACUACAGAUUCUAAUUAAUUCUAUAUACCUUAUUUAACAACGUAAGAUGAAUUAUCAAUUGAAUUAAUUUAAGAAGCUAAAUAAAAACCAAAAGAAAAUUUAGUAUAAACGAUUAUAACUUACAAAUCAAAUACAUAAAAACAUAUUUGUGUUGCGAAUGAAUAAAUUUCAUUAUGA
Molecule: messenger RNA, 1140 nt
Organism: Paramecium sonneborni
Lineage: Eukaryota; Ciliophora; Oligohymenophorea; Peniculida; Parameciidae
Source: the annotation of a GenBank genome assembly